Molecule: messenger RNA, 1128 nt
Organism: Cyclocybe aegerita
Lineage: Eukaryota; Fungi; Basidiomycota; Agaricomycetes; Agaricales; Hemipholiotaceae
Source: the annotation of a GenBank genome assembly
AUGGGCAAGAGGCUUCUCAAGUGGGCUGAACCCCAUGCCUGCUCUGCCGCCUUGAUGACUCCCACUAUGCAGGGGAAAGUCAAGAGCACUGUCAUGGAGGUGGACGAGCGUGUCCACACCUUAACUGAGAGCUUUGAGCUCUUUGCACCUGAAGCUCACCCUGGCGAUUGGUUACUGGACCGCUAUGCAGACCGUCUCUGCUUUGACGAGUGCAAUCCCAUCCAGGAUAGGUGCCUGUAUCUUGACGAGCUCAUCGCGACUGCAAGGGCUGACCCACUUACAGUACUGGCUGCGGCUGAUGGCUCUGUCCCUCAGUCUAACCAGUAUCAGGCGACUUCAGACACUAUUAUCUACAAGGGACAGCACAAGCUCAAUAGAACCCACUACGUCUCUGGCAGGGUUACUGCACCUGAUGUGGAGCUCAAUGCCAUUGCAUGUGCAGUGCGCCUUGCUGUCAAGCAGGCAAACUGCCAACAUAUCAUGGUCUUUACUGACUCUAUGGGCUCAGCCCAUAGAGCUGUGGACCCCUCCAUGCAUUCUGGGCAGGCUUUCAGUCUGUCUGUCUGUCGCGCUCUUCAAGUGUGGUUCAAAGCAGAUGACCUCCGCCACAUCACCUUUGUCUACGUUCCAUCUGCUCUGCGUUGGGACAUCCAUGGUGAGGUGCACAAGUAUGUCACCGAGCUAAAGGUCAGAGUUGGACAUCGCAAGAUGGACAAUUCUACAGACACGCUAUGCUCCCAAGCUGCACAUUCAGUCCUGGACUUGUGGAGCUCCACUUUUCAGGAUCCUACCUACUGGGGCUCUGAAUUUCUAGAGCUUCAAUGGCCUGACAGGUGGCCAAUUCAGCCAUUGUACCUCAAUGGGGGACCUUGGCUUUCAUACUUCGGACACAGCAUUUCUGAGUUCACUCGCGUUUGCUGGUGCAUAACUGGCCACGCACCCAUUGGAGCGUAUUAUCGUUGCUUCAAAAUCAAUGAGCCCCAUGGCUGCACUUGCAGGGCUGCCUUGCAGUCCUGCCAGCACGUCCUCUUUUGCUGUCGUGAUCAAUAUUCUGUACACUAUCCCUGGUUUCUCAGGGAUAUUGCAUUGUUUCUGAAGCACAACCCUACGGCGUUUGGCUUCAACUGA